Molecule: messenger RNA, 459 nt
Organism: Puma concolor (puma)
Lineage: Eukaryota; Metazoa; Chordata; Mammalia; Carnivora; Felidae
Source: RefSeq, a predicted model, not a curated record
AUGAGUCAGAGGCGGCAGUAUUUGCCAUUGGACUAUUCGUCGAGCACCUUCCCCAUGCCGGUGCUCCCAGUGCCCGGCAUUGGGCGGAGGCCUCUCCAGUUCUCCCCUUCACUCUUCGCGCGGGAAGCUUUUGCCAACCCCGAGGAUGCCCUGAGACACGGAGGCCUCCAGUACUGCCGGAGUGACCAGGACGUAGAUCGCUGCCUCAGAGCCCACCGGAAUGACAUGGAGACCAUCUACCCCUUCCUGUUCCUGGGCCUCGUUUACUCCUUCCUGGGGCCUGACCCCUUCAUCGCCCGGAUGCACUUUCUCGUCUUCUUCCUGGGCCGCGUGGUGCACACCGUGGCCUAUCUGGGCAAGCUUCGGGCACCCACCCGCUCCCUGGCCUACACCCUGGCCCAGCUCCCCUGUGCCUCCAUGGCCUUCCAGAUCGUCUGGGAAGCUGCCUGCCACCUGUGA